Pieris napi is the source of this 1197-nucleotide messenger RNA. RefSeq lists its product as uncharacterized. NCBI's taxonomy places the organism in Eukaryota, Metazoa, Arthropoda, Insecta, Lepidoptera, Pieridae. Bases 32 to 739 code for a protein of 235 amino acids. The transcript is spliced from 4 exons. The record is from RefSeq and is a predicted model, not a curated record.
UCCUGUGCAUUAUACUCACCAUCGUACCACCAUGAAGGUCUUACUACUGUUAGUCUGUGUGGCGGUGGUGGCAGCGAAACCCACGACCGAAGAUGAAGUCAUGGGAUCAGUUGUUGGGGUUGUCAAAAGUUGCGCGGAAAAAGAUGUAUCCUUGUGUUUAAAGGAAAAAGCUUUGAAAUACGCAGAAAACUUGGCAUCAGCACGCGAAAUUAGCAUCACCGAUGGCGUGACUCUCAUUGGUACUGGAUCAUCACGAGGCGCCAGAUCUUUCGAGCCCCUAUCUGAAGAACCUAGAGCAAGAGAAGACCAGGUAGAAUCGAGACUACUUGAUGCUGCUGCUGAGUUCUUGGAGAACCACGUAAUCCAGCUACGAGUACCGAAAGGAACAGUUGAUGACGUCAAGCGGUCUCUUGAGGAAGGUCGUGGAAAGAAGAAGAAGUUGAAGCAACUCCUCCCCAUCUUCGCUCUCCUCCAACUAAAGAUCCAGUCCCUCAUCCCUCUGUUCCUUGGAAUCAUUGCGUUUGCAGCUGUCAAAGGAUUAUUGCUUGCCAAGGCUGCCCUCCUCGCAUCUGCUCUUCUGUUGUUGAAGAAACUUCUCUCAAAACAUGAGCCCCAUGAGAGUUACGAAGUUGUGGCCCAUCCUCACCAUGAGGAGCACUUCGCCCAUGCCAGCCCUCACGGUGGUUGGGGAAGAUCUCAGGACGCCCAAGAAAUGGCCUACAAUGCCUACUCCAACUGAUACCUAAGAAACCUCAUCCAUUAAUUUAUUUAAAUUAUUUAAUUUAUUUAAAUUAUUCAUAAACGUAUAGGCUAUGCGUCACCAGUAUUUAUUUAUGUACCUGUUCUUUAUAUAGUACAAAUAGGUUAAUUCUUUUUCUUUACCUAGUCACUGCUUUUUAAAGCUUUUGUAAAUACGCAAGUUCAUAAUUAUCUAUGCGGUUAUGUAUUCGAUUUUAUAUGUAUUUAUAUGAUAUGUAUAAUUUUUAUAUUGUAUUUUGCUGAAAUAUUUCUUAUCUAUUUUAUAUCUGAUCUGUAUCUUUUUCGUAUUACUUUAUUUUUUUUCAUAUAUAGCACGUUGGUGAUGCCCCUUAUGUAAACAUUUCGCCCACCAUUAUCAUUGUUAUCAUGCAUUUCCAGUCAUUUAAUUUAUUGAUGCUAGAUUCAAAGAUUGUUUUGUUAAUAAACAAAUAUAUUACA